Messenger RNA from Haliotis rubra (blacklip abalone), 958 nucleotides. Its product is annotated as sulfotransferase 1A3-like. Gene Ontology annotation, cellular component: cytoplasm. Lineage: Eukaryota; Metazoa; Mollusca; Gastropoda; Lepetellida; Haliotidae. The transcript has 5 exons. The record is from RefSeq and is a predicted model, not a curated record. Gene Ontology annotation, biological process: sulfation. The coding region runs from base 55 to 756 and encodes 233 amino acids. Gene Ontology annotation, molecular function: sulfotransferase activity.
AUCGUUUGUGCAUAUCCGAAAUGUGGAAGUCACUGGCUUUCCCAGGUCCUCUCUAUGCUACGAAACGGGUCCAUCCAGUAUUCAGAACUGAUCCUGGCGUCCAGAAUGAUUGACUUCGCCUGCAAGAAAGGACUGGAAGCACUGCAUCCACCACGAAUCCUACACACACAUCUUCCUCUGCGCAUGCUCCCCAAACAGGUCUUGGACAAGAAAAUCAAAUGUGUCCAGAUUCUGCGCAAUCCGAAGGAUGUCUGUGUGUCGUUCUUCAACCACGCAAAGAGGGUUGCACCUCCUGAAACAUACCAAGGGAACUUUCAUGAAUUUACAGAUGCUUUCUUCACCGAACAAAUGCCAUAUGGGAGGUACGAUGACUAUUUGUUAAGCUGGAAGGCUGACGUGUCCAGGUUCCCAGACCUCCCAUUUCUUUGUUUCUUCUAUGAGGACAUGAAAGUGCAUCCCUUAAAGUGCGUGAAGGAACUUCGUGCGUUUCUGGGGCUUAACAUCACAGACGCAUUCUGCGAGGCUGUGGUCGAGGCCUGUUCGUUUGAUAAGUUGAAGAUGAAAGAAAGAACGGGCAUGAAAGAUGGUGCUGUCGUGAGCAUCUGGAAGGAAGGUUCUGGAGGGACAUUCUAUAGAAAAGGAGAAGUUGGAGACUGGAAAAACUGGUUCACUGUGGCAGAGAGCGAAAAUUUUGACAUCACCUGGAAUGAGAAGAUGAACGGUUCGGGAAUCGAAUUUUCAUAUUCAGUACGAUAGUUAACCUCGCCUUGAACUGUGAUUGCACGCAAUGUGCAACUUUAGUGAGUCCGCCAAAAUAUACCUCAUGUACACACCACCUUCAUUUGUUUGAAACAACAGUAAACUGCGGUUACAUUGAAAUCAAGCCCACUACUAUUUUCAGUUCGAUAUAACAGUACUUCGUUAUUCGCAUUUCGACUGAAAUAUGUGGAUGGGAUGA